CCCCCUUGAGUCAAGGGCGGGCGUGCGUGGCUAGCCGGCCAUUUGCGCAUUUGCGUCCCGUUUUCACUUCAGUAUUCCAUAAUGGGCUCUUGCCCCGGCACAACCUCCGCUUCUCCUCUUGGAUCGCCCAAAGCGGCUACACUGAUCACUGCAGCUCCAGAGCAGCCUGUACAUGAUGCUGAGACCAUGUGCCGCUACCCGAGCAAGAAAUGCUGGAACCCACGCGCCCUCAAGCGCAACGGCGAGCAUCACAAUUUGUGCGACUUCCAUCGCCAAAAAGCCAAUAAGAACCAGCGCCGUCUCGAGCUCAAGCGCAAGGCUCGUGCGCAGGCGUCUGCCGAUGCGGAGCCGCUCGGAAAGCGCCUGCGUGCCAAGAAGCCUCGCCAGCGUGCGCGCCGCGCUCCGCUGAGUGCUCACUUGGCCAUGAAAGAAGAGGCGCGAGCCAAGCACCAGGCCGAGGUGAUCAGUAGAGCCAACACGGCCGCAGCUGCUGCCUCUUCGACGGGUUUGACCAGCUGGUUCCUCCAGGAUCUCGUGCUGCUGGACGGCGUCUACGACCGAUCGGAAUUCCAGGGUAAAGGAGAGCAGUCGGUGGUUCCGAUGGCGACGCCCUCCAUUGAGCUGCAGCGUCUACCACAUGUGGUGGAUGAGGAGGUACUGGACCACAUUCUACAGGACGGACAGGCAGACGCUGCCGCGCUCUGCAAGAGUUUGGACACUACUUUAGGACUGGAAGCUUUAUCGUCGCUUCCGGAAGGCAAGACGUCCCCCGUGAACGUCAGUGAGACCUGGGACAACCUUGACUUCGGCGACUAUUGGCUCACACCCAUGCCAUCUGAACAGCCGAUCGUAAGCUCUGACGCCUCAGUGUUCGGCGUGGAUGAAGACGUGUUCGUAGCCGAUGUGUGA
Molecule: messenger RNA, 909 nt
Organism: Phytophthora infestans T30-4
Lineage: Eukaryota; Oomycota; Peronosporomycetes; Peronosporales; Peronosporaceae
Exons: 1
Coding region: 82-909 (275 amino acids)
Source: RefSeq, a predicted model, not a curated record